GGGUGAUAGGUCAAAUCUCGGGUCAGCGAAGCAAUCUCGAGGGACACGAGAUUUAAAACAUGGCAGCCUUCGGUGUACACUUUGGGAAUUCGUCAGCUUGUUUGGCCGUUUUUAAGGAUGGAAAGACAGAUGUGGUGGCUAAUGAUUUGGGGGACAGGACAACACCUGCUAUGGUGGCUUACACAGAAUUAGAACAGGCAGUAGGCAUGGCUGCCAAACAGGCCUAUAUUAGGAAUGCCCAAAACACAGUCCCAUGUGUGAAAAAGAUUCUUGGUCGUGCCAUGGAUGAUCCGGAAGUACAGUCUUACAAAGAAACUUACGCAGUCAAGGUAGUACCACAUAAAGGGGAGCCCCAUUUCCAAGUGGAAUUCAAAGAAAAGACAACUCUGAUAAGUCCAGGCACUGUAGCAGAGGCAGUGUUCAAAACAAUGAUGGGUAUUGCCAAAAGUCACGGGGAUGGUGACAUUCAUGACUCUGUGUUAACUGUGCCUACAGACUUUACAGAGGAGCAAAUUUCAGCCAUCAGUGAUGCUGCAGCGUCGAGUGGCUUCAAUAUUCUACGAUUGAUUAAGGAACCCUUGGCAGCUCUAAUGGCAUACGACAUCGGGCAGGUAGACAACAAAGCAGAAAGCUAUACAUUGGUGUUCCGCCUUGGUGGAGAAUCAAGCAGUGUCUCUGUAGUAAAGGUGUCCAAUGGUCUGUAUCGGAUCUUGGGCUCUGUCAAUAGUAAACAGCUCUCAGGGUCAAAGUUCACCAAGGCCUUGGCAGACCACUUAGCAGCAGAAUUUUUCAGACAAUACAAACUUGAUGUGAAGGAGAGUCGGCGGUCAGUGAGUAAACUCAAUGUGGCAGCCGAGCGCUGUAAACACACAUUGUCCAACCUUGGUAACGCUUCCUGUGCGGUUGACUCCCUGUUUGAGGGUGUGGAUUUUCACAACAGUGUAUCCAGGGCACGGUUAGAGAACCAGGUUGGGUUUCUGAUGCAGCAGUGUACAAGCCUUAUAGACGCAGCCUGUGGUGAGGCAGAGAUAUCCACAGACAAAAUUGACAAGGUUAUAGUUUGUGGAGGUGGGGCAAAAAUGCCUCUGGUUCAGAAAACCAUCCAAGACUAUAUCAAAAGUGCAGAGGUUCUAAGUUCCAUCCCUCCAGACGAGGUGAUAGCAAUUGGCUCAGCCAAACAGGCUGGUAUUCUCACAGGAUGUGACACCGCAGAGAUUAAAGAGAACACAGGAGAUAAUGAAAUUGAAUGCUUGUCUAAAGCUGUGUGUUUACGGUCUAGCAGUGAUGGUGAGACGAAACUGGUGUCUGUGUUCCCAUCCCUUACUCCUUUACCGUCCCGUAAACACGAGACUGUCGUGUUGGGAGAACAUCAGACUUCCCUACAGAUGGAUCUGUGUGAAUGUGAUGACCUUCAGCAACCCGACACUGCAGCUGACCUUGCCAAGCUUGUGAUGAGAGACUUACCAGAAGCAGCAAAAGUUUUAGUAACCUUCCACUUAAGAAGAGAGGGCUCCCUCCACGUAACCUGCAGGGAGGAGAAAUCCAACAAGACCGAGUCUGUUGUGGUGGAGGUAUGCAGCUGAUGACUGGAGGCAGUAGGACCUAAUAUCAUUACACAGGAAAAUCAGGACUUGACCAGAUAUAUGCAGCAGAACUUGGCUUCUGUGUCCAGUACAGAACGUGAACUUGGCUUCUGUGUCCAGUACAGAAAGUGACUGUUCUUCUUAAUUUGUAUAAAACAUCAGCUGCAGUAUAAUAAUCUGGUAGUGUGAUUUGCUACAGAUCUUGACUACUUUGCUCAGUUUACCGAUCAAAUCUGUAUGAUGUAUUAAAUAGAAUGGAACUGCCCUGCUCAGUACAAAACAUGGUGCUGUACAAUAGUCUGAUCAUGUAAUUAACCACAGAACUUGGCUGCUACAUUAUCAUCAGUGCAGAUGUGACUUUUGACAUUUGUUAAACAUCAUAUUAGCUGAGGUGAAGUUGAGAUUAUCAAGUGUGACCAGUUACCAUGACAACUGUUUUGUCUCAUAAACAGCAAUGAUCAAGUCCAAAACUUUUGACUGGAAGUUAUUUGCAUGCAUUGUCACUUAUGAGCCGAGUAUUCUCUUUCACAUGAGCUGUGUCAUGAAAAUAAUACAAUUAAGUAAAAGGUGAGGUAGGGGAUUUCUGAAUCAGUAAUAAACAUAUUGCUCCAUUCAAUGAUAAAGUUGUUCUAUUAGAUUAUUGCAUUAGGAUUAUUUUUAUAAUUAUUAACAAUGACAGAAUUAUCAGAAUAUGACUGAAGUUUGGCCCUUGGUAAUACAUGUAUAUUACUCUCUAUUUCCCAUAUUUUCUAUUUAAGAGAGAAGAAGGGUUGGAGAUCCCAGCUUUUCUUAGAAAUAUGUCUAAGAAAAUCUUAUGCUUCUGAUACAGAAAACACAUUUCUUUAUUUAAUUGUUACCUCUUAUGACAUCCCUAGUUAUUGUACUGGAGAUAAUUGCUAUUUUGGUCUUUUUGAAAAAUAUAUAUAUAUAUAAGAUAUUUCUUUUAAAAACCAUCUCCUUAAAACAAUCUAGAGUUAAUGUGAAUCUCCUGUACUUUAUAAUUCAGAGACCAUUGUGACUACUGAAUAUGUAUCUUAGAUUUUAUAAAAGGUUGAAUAUAUACUAUGUCAAGAUUGUCUUAUUGAACAAUUAUGUCCCCAAUAAAAAGUUCAUGUCUUGUG
Pecten maximus is the source of this 2704-nucleotide messenger RNA. Its product is annotated as heat shock 70 kDa protein 14-like. NCBI's taxonomy places the organism in Eukaryota, Metazoa, Mollusca, Bivalvia, Pectinida, Pectinidae. Gene Ontology annotation, cellular component: cytoplasm; ribosome. Gene Ontology annotation, biological process: cellular response to unfolded protein; protein refolding. Gene Ontology annotation, molecular function: misfolded protein binding; ATP binding; heat shock protein binding. The transcript has 14 exons. The record is from RefSeq and is a predicted model, not a curated record. The coding region runs from base 60 to 1583 and encodes 507 amino acids.